ACAUACACUCGUAUUGUUUCUGAACAGCCUCUGUGCUCAGUUUACGGUUUUGUGAUAUUUUAUAAUGUCUUCAUUGUGUUGUGGUAAUUUAUACGAGACUGCUCAGUCUGCGUUGGCCAAAAACGAUUUAAAAUGCCUUAAUGAGCUUUAUUCUCGUUUAUUGGUCGACGUUCGACCUAUGUUUACUAACGAGCAGCUGUUAGAUAGAAUUUAUGACCCCGACCAUACUCUGUGUCGAAAUUUUGGAGCUGAAAUAUAUGUGCCAAAGCACGCUCAUGACGGAAAGACUUGUACUGCAAUAAGAUCUGAAGCUUCUGGCAAUUGCCUCUACAGUUCAGCUUCCCUAGUUCUGGUUUACCUCUUCGUGGGCAUCGUGAUGAUUCCAAGUAUCACCCUACUGUUGGUUGUUAUUCAUCUGGAGGGGUUGGUAAUUUCAUUGAAACACUCAAUUAUGGAGUUAGGAGAGGGGAUAAAGUUUUAGAAAAUCAUUUAAAGAAUUGUGGUAAGAAUAGAAGUUAUAUUUCUAAAACAAGUCAAAAUAAAAUCAUUAAAUGUUGUGGCCAGGUAAUCAGUAAUCAGAUUAUUUCUGAUAUCAAAAA
Messenger RNA from Xenia sp. Carnegie-2017, 599 nucleotides. RefSeq lists its product as uncharacterized. The transcript has 3 exons. NCBI's taxonomy places the organism in Eukaryota, Metazoa, Cnidaria, Anthozoa, Malacalcyonacea, Xeniidae. The coding region runs from base 65 to 481 and encodes 138 amino acids. The record is from RefSeq and is a predicted model, not a curated record.